AUGAGCAUCAAAUGCGAUUCUACAUGGGCUGCCUGCCCGUCGACAACCCGUGGGCAGCCAACCCAGCUCUCAUCCGACCCAAAAGGUGAACGGCUGGCCUACGCGUCCAACAGGUCCAUAUUCCUUCGCUCGAUAGACAACCCUUCGGUUUCAACUCAGUACACAGCCCACACUGCAGAGACGACUGUUGCCCGAUUUUCACCCUCCGGAUACUACGUUGCUAGUGGAGACGCAUCUGGUAUUGUGCGUGUGUGGGACUGCGUCGGAGAGGGUGUUACAAAAGGAGAAUAUUCCAUUGUGAGCGGGAGAAUCAACGACCUGGCCUGGGAUGGCGAUUCGCAGCGCAUAAUUGCAGUCGGUAAAGGUAACCAGCGAUUUGGUCACUGCAUAACGGCGGAUAGCGGCAAUACUGUUGGUGAAAUAACGGGGCAUAGUCAGGUCAUCAACUCUGUGUCAAUCAGGCAGCAGAGGCCGUUACGCGCUGCAACAGCUGGAGACGACAGGACCUUAGUGUUUUACCAUGGUGCUCCAUUUAAAUACAAUACCGGAAUCCGGGAGAAGCAUAACAAUUUCAUCUACGGGGUUGCGUUUAGCCCGAACGGCGACAACCUAGUUAGUGUAGGUGGUGACAGGAGGAUUUGGCUCUAUGAUGGGAAGACCGGAGAGGUCAAAGGCCAGGUUGGGGAAGGUGAGCAUAAGGGCAGCAUUUUCGGUGUUUCCUGGUCAAGUGAUUCUCGAAGAUUUGUCACUGCCAGCGCAGACCGAACAGUUAAGCUCUGGGACGUCGAACAGGGCAAGGUGGUCCAGAAUUGGACCCUCGGAGAGGAUGGUGCUGCUGGCGUAGCAGACCAACAGGUUGGAGUCGUAUGGCCUAGUGGAAGAACAGACGGUUUGACCAUAAGCUUGUCACUCUCGGGGACUCUUAAUUAUCUGGUUGAAGGGACCGACAAGCCAACAAGACGAGUGGAGGGCCAUCAGAAGAACAUAACCACAUUAUCCUCUCGCGAGUCAUGCCCAAGUGAUACGUUCUGGACUGGUAGUUAUGAUGGAAGAGUCUGCCAGUGGAAUAUAUCAGAUGGAUCGGCACAAACAGCAAAAGGGCCAGGACACAACAGCUACAUUGCGGGAUUUUCGGCUACUAGCGAGGGAAGCUCGGGACAAAUGUACAGCGUUGGGUGGGAUGAUAAGCUAAGAUCAAUUGAUCUGGAGUCAAACGCUUAUGGCGAGCUUGAUACCAAACUCACUGCACAGCCAAAGGGCAUUGCUACAGCGGGGGAAUUUAUCCUCGCCGCCAGUUCUGAUUGUGUUGAGAUAUUUUCUAAGGGGCAACUCACUGGAAAAUUCGACUCUAAAUCACAAAUAACUGCCGUUGCUGCUACUGGUUCUUCAGUAGCGAUUGGUGGUGAAGAUGCUUCAAUUCGGAUUGGCAAACUCGACGGCAAUGGUACCGGAAUCAGCAUUAACGUCGAGACCAAACUGUUGAGGAACCGAAUUACCGCAUUAGCCUUUUCCUCUGAUGAAUCCAUCCUAGCCGCCGGCGAUUCGAGCGGUAGAAUCAUUGUCUACAAGACCACAGAUGGUAGCAAAGUUACCGACCGUUGGACGGCCCACACCAGCCGAAUCACCUCUCUUUCAUGGAACAAGGAAGCUACUCAUCUAGUGAGCGGAUCCCUGGACACUAAUAUCUUUGUAUGGAACUUUGCUCGCCCUGGCGAGAGACUACAGAUGAAGAACGCUCACCAGGAAGGUGUCAAUGUUGUUACUUGGAUAGCCGAUGGGUCUAAGGUUGCAUCUGGGGGCGCUGACGGUUCUGUAAAGACCUGGAAGGUUGAGCUUGCGAAGUAA
Molecule: messenger RNA, 1845 nt
Organism: Trichophyton rubrum CBS 118892
Lineage: Eukaryota; Fungi; Ascomycota; Eurotiomycetes; Onygenales; Arthrodermataceae
Exons: 3
Coding region: 1-1845 (614 amino acids)
Biological process (GO): actin filament depolymerization; positive regulation of actin filament depolymerization
Cellular component (GO): cortical actin cytoskeleton
Molecular function (GO): actin filament binding
Source: RefSeq, a predicted model, not a curated record